AUGAAUUAUAAAAAAAAGCCACAGAAAUUUUGUUCAAUUAAAAAAAAUAUUAAAAAAAGCAUCAGGGGUGCUUACAAAAAAAUCUCAGCAGAAAAAAAACGUGAGAUUUUGAGCACCCUUAUGCAUUCAAGGGAUUCAUUGAGCCAAAUAUCAUAACAAUUUAAUGUAAACAAAGAAACCAUUAGAUCAUUUUAUAAAAAAUUAAACCAUAAGAAUUUAUAUUUGGAUCUAGAGUUGUAUCUAGUCUCCAAACAUUUAAAUUUGGAGGAAAGCUAAGACGGAAAAAUAGAAAAAAAUCAAAUAUCAAAAUAACUUAAACAAGACAUCGAUAAUUAUCAACUUGACGAAAAACUUGAAAAAAUUCUAAAAGAGAUCUAAAGUAAAAGAGAAUAAUCAAAAUCAAAAAAAAAAAAACCUGUAAUCUAAUUUACCUCAAAAAAUAGAAGAAUUAUUAACAAAAUUGUAAGUUUUAUAAUCCUAGCCGGGGCAGCAGCGGCUAAAAACAAUACUGAAUUUAUAAACGACAUUAAAACAAAAAUCAUAGAAGAAUUUUAUGACGCAUUUUUUUUCUAAUAUUUAGAUUAUGAUCCAGUCUUUUCGAAUAUCAUAUACACUUCCAUUUCACCUUUGAAUUUUGAAUACGAAUCCAGCUAAUUUUCUUAAAGCCAAUAGACCGAAACGAGACCUUAUUUCCCCUGAA
Molecule: messenger RNA, 700 nt
Organism: Paramecium pentaurelia
Lineage: Eukaryota; Ciliophora; Oligohymenophorea; Peniculida; Parameciidae
Source: the annotation of a GenBank genome assembly